AUGUCACACAACAACGAAGAUAGACUUGACAGCUCAAAGCCUUUGGAUUCGAUCGCACCUUACCCCCAGCCACAGCCUGGAUUCAAGAGACACGCGAUUUAUGUGGAGCCAUUGCAGAAUGAGCAUGAUGCAAAGGUGGAGCUGGUCAUCGGCAAGACAAUGACAUUGGACGGCAAUAGACAUUGGCUGGGAGGUCAGCUCAAGGAGACUAACCUCGACGGCUGGGGCUACACCUACUACGUGCUGCCACAGGUGGUCGGACCAAUGUCCACCAUGAUGUUUGUGCAAGGUCCACCCACCGAGCAAUUCAUCACCAUCAACUCGCUCGAGCACAUCAGAUACAACAGUCGUUUGCCAAUCGUUGUCUACGCACCAGAGGAUAUGGAGGUCAAGUACCGCAUCUGGAAGCCAUCCGAGACAUUGUCGACUGCCCUCGUCAAGUAA
Molecule: messenger RNA, 444 nt
Organism: Acytostelium subglobosum LB1
Lineage: Eukaryota; Evosea; Eumycetozoa; Acytosteliales; Acytosteliaceae
Exons: 1
Coding region: 1-444 (147 amino acids)
Molecular function (GO): serine-type endopeptidase inhibitor activity
Source: RefSeq, a predicted model, not a curated record